Molecule: messenger RNA, 558 nt
Organism: Theileria equi strain WA
Lineage: Eukaryota; Apicomplexa; Aconoidasida; Piroplasmida; Theileriidae
Exons: 1
Coding region: 1-558 (185 amino acids)
Source: RefSeq, a predicted model, not a curated record
AUGGCACAAAGCCACGCUCAUAUUAUAGAUCUCACAGAGAAGGGUGUUCCUGGUAGAAGCACUAAUUACUCUUGUUCCGCUUGUAAAGAGAAUGCUAUUUCCAUAUAUUCUUCGAACGAAGAUAAAUACACUAAGGUCACUCAUACUCCUGGAGGCUUUGUUGGAAGACUAAAGAAUGAUCAUCAAGAUAUUUCUGGAAUUAGCAUCACUGGACAUAUAAACACUGUUACUGUUUACUGGUAUCCUCUGACAGGUGGCAGUCCACUACUCAUUUACUUUUCAUUGGAUAGUGCAUGGAUCAAGAGAGUUUCAAAAGCAAGUAAUGAAUGGACUCCAGCAGUUGAAGAUGAAUUAAAUAGUGAGGAUGACCCUAAGAUUUUGGAACUUCUUAAGAAAAUAAAUGGAAAUAGUGAAGGACCUUCUGCAGGAGAUAUAGCAGGUUAUGUAGCAGAGGGCCUCACCAGUGGAGGCGUUGGAACUGAAGCGUAUAACUUCUUCUUCAACCCAAAUAGAAGUGCUACAAGACAGAUAAUUAGAUUGUUAACGAGGUUAAUUUAA